UCAAAAAGAAGCAAUACUUAUGUAAUUUCAACGAACGUACCUAUUACUAGCCCAUAGACUAACUAAAGAACAUAAUUGACAUUAAACAAACUGAAGCCGUGUAUCGAGUUCGUGAUUAAUUAAGUGAACAAUGUUUCACAUGUUUUUACAUGUAUAUUUAAUUAAUCACUAAUUAUAAGCCAAUUGAUUUAAUGUCCCAUUCUCAAUUAAAUAUACUACAUACAUAUACAAUUUACCACAAAAACACAACACACCACAUAUUAUUAUGUACAUAUACAAUUUUCGGUUAAAACUUCGAUUCUUCGAUUAAUCGACCUCAGCCCUACCCGCACUCAAAGUCAAGGGAUCAAUCAUUUCGGGGGCGGGGAGAGUCGAUCAGAGUGCGCAGCCGCGACGCUAUCGAGCGGGGCUGGGAACAGAUAGCGCCGCCAUCACACGUACUUAUUCUGCAUACAUUAAUUAGUUCUUGCACCGGCUGACACUCGGGCUCUAUGGACGAAGUGACCGGCGGAGGAGCCUGUCCGUCGACGAGAAUCGCGUUCGUGAGCUUACAGUGAGAGCAUGGAGAGUCGCGCGUGGGUGUGGUGGCUGGGAGUGGCGGCGCUGGCGAGCGCGCGCGAGCUGGACCCGGCCGCCUGCGUGGCGCGCUUCGACGUGCAGCGAGACAAGAUCAUCCGCACCGAGGAGUCCCGCGAGAUGGGCGCCCGCUACCUCUCCGAGCUUGACGUGGGCACGAGAGCGGAAUGCCUGCGACUCUGCUGUGAAACUGAAGCCUGCGACGUCUUCGUCUAUGAGGAAAAGGGUCCCGGCAGCUGCUACUUGUUCAAGUGUGGACCGCCCGAAGACUUCCGCUGCAAGUUCACGGCUCACAGUAACUUCAGUAGCGGAGUGCUGGCGCUGAGUCGCCGCCUGGCCGAGCUGCAGGACCAGGAGCAACGCGCCCACCACGAGCGGGAACUCGCCAACCUCAGUCACAUGUUGGGAACGCGCUACAGGAGCGGGCCGGGCACCGCCGCGAGCACCAGCACGACGCCCGCGCCGCCGCCCCCGCCCCCGCCCCGCACGAACUUACCUCUCCAGUCUCCGGCCCCCACGCCGGGUCGAUGCCGCUGGAACCAGUUCGAGUGUCGUCGCGGCGGGGAGUGCGUCGCGGUGUACAACGCGUGCGACGGCGUGCCGCAGUGCGCCGACGGCAGCGACGAGCCGCCCCAGCUGUCGUGUCCAUCCCCCCCAACCGCCCCCUCCGCCCUCCCCAUCACCACCGUGCCGACCACCACGCGGCACGCACCACCGAUGCAGGACAGCAUGGACCUGAGCGUGGGCAGCGACAGUCUCGUGGACGGAGACCGGUGGCCGCACCGGCUGACGCAGGCUCAGCCGCCACACAGAUACACGGGUACUGAGUCCGGUCCGAGCUCUCAUAUCUUCAGUCACAAGGGCGGGUUGCUUCAGGAGCCGAGCGGCGACGCCCAGUUCCCCGCCUUCGAGCCCCCCUGGCAGCGACGGCCUUGGGGAUCGCAAGCCGGUGUGGGAGGGAUGGAGGAGCGUGGGUGGGGGGCAGGAUACCCGCGGCUCGCGUGGCCCGAGCCCGACCUGCGCCGCGCCUGGCCCGUUCCGCAGCAGCGACAAGACACGGAGAUGCAGAUGUAUAUGCCUGCGAAGACAAUGCCCGAGGUGCCGAUAGUGUACUCUAGUCAGCAACAAACUCUCCGCGACGGACCUAAGAAGGGCCUGGAGCUGCCACCCCCCACCGCCCCGCCACCCUCCCCUGCUCCCGAUCUGAGAGAGGAGAACAAGCCGCCCCUACUUGAGAAUCAUACUAAGAAGAAACCUAUUAAAGAAAUAAUACAGACGGCAGAGUCGAACAAGGCGGUCGCGCGGGAGCCCGGCGGCGCGGCGUCGGCCCGGCGCCACCCCGCGCCCCCGCCCCCGCUCGACGACCACGACGGCCUCAGUGAGCAUCCCCCCGCCGCCGUGCUGCUGCUAGUGCUCGGCGUGUCGCUGACGGGCGCGCUGGCGGGCAUGCUGGCGUGUCGUGCGCGCGCGGCGCGGCGCCGGCUGCGACGCAAGUCCGCGCUGGCGCACGACGCGGACUACCUCGUCAACGGGAUGUACCUGUAGCGGGACCGCAGGCCCGGCUUGUGCUCUGUGCGCGACUCAACUUAAUGUCGACUUAAAGUUUUGUACAAAAAAAAUAAAAAUUUGUUAUUUAACAGUUCAUAAGUUUAACUACAUAGGUGCUGGGAUUAAUAUAAAGUGUGAUUGUACCUCGUACAGUAAUUAUACAUACCGGGGUAAUUACCUGCAUAUGUCAAGAGUCACAUCGUAUUAUAAAAUGAAUUAGAAUACGUGCAUAUUGUACAACGCUAACUACUGAACAAUGUUUAUUUUCAUUAUUCGUUUCUAAAUAAAAUACAAAAAGCUUAA
This is a messenger RNA of Bombyx mori (domestic silkworm), 2427 nucleotides long. Its product is annotated as guanine nucleotide binding protein. The transcript has 10 exons. Gene Ontology annotation, molecular function: protein binding. Bases 562 to 2121 code for a protein of 519 amino acids. The record is from RefSeq and is a predicted model, not a curated record. NCBI's taxonomy places the organism in Eukaryota, Metazoa, Arthropoda, Insecta, Lepidoptera, Bombycidae.